This is a messenger RNA of Chiloscyllium plagiosum (whitespotted bambooshark), 2455 nucleotides long. The record is from RefSeq and is a predicted model, not a curated record. NCBI's taxonomy places the organism in Eukaryota, Metazoa, Chordata, Chondrichthyes, Orectolobiformes, Hemiscylliidae.
GUUUUACAAAGGCUAACUCAAUUUGAGAACACAUACUUUCAUCUGUAAAUUGAAGCAAUUAUGCAGAAGAUAUUAUAUUAUGUAGACUGUGGUCUCUGGAUAGUCAUCAAUCACCCACUAUCGAGCUGUCAACGCGAGCAGAUUCGUUUCUUAGACGCAGUCUUCCAGCUGGGGAGAAUAGUAGAACAUCAUCAUUAAUUAGAGUGUGACCCCGCGGCUAUUCACAUGUCUGAACCCAUGAACACUCGAGCAAGUCUACACACCAUGGGUUUGUACAGAAAUGUACUCUACAGUAUAGCCAGAGCAAGCCACGAUUUAAAGUGGAAGGGACUUUCUUCGCGUUUAUCUACUACUGAGCCUGUGCGCGCUUGCCAAUCAGUGAGAUCGAGCCGUCUGCAAUCGCGUGGAGGAGACCAGGCAGCUUUCUCUCUCUACCUCCCUCUCUCUUUCUCUCCCUUUCCUGGAUGUUGGGUGGCUUGGACAAUGUCGUACCCGCAGUUCGGAUAUCCCUACACAUCAGCACCUCAGUUUCUGAUGACCACCAACCCCCUGACUACGUGCUGUGAGUCAAGCGGCAGGACGCUGGUUGAUUCAGGGGCUGCCGCCUCUGCCCAAACCCCUGUCUAUUGUCCCAUGUACGAGAGCAGGCUGCUGGCCACAGCCAGGCAUGAGCUCAACUCGGCUGCUGCCCUCGGCAUGUAUGGGAGCCCGUAUGCCACCAACCAGGGAUAUGGCAACUAUGUCACCUAUGGGACAGAACCCUCUGCUUUCUAUUCACUGAGUCCUUUUGACACCAAGGAUGCAGCAGGAUCUGCGCAUGCGGGAAUCACCCAGGCAGCUGCCUAUUAUCCAUAUGAUCCGAGCUUGGGACAGUAUCAGUAUGACAGAUAUGGUGCCGUGGAUGCAGGAGCCAGGCGUAAAAAUGCAACACGGGAAACGACCAGCACUCUCAAAGCCUGGCUACAAGAGCACAGGAAGAACCCGUACCCGACCAAAGGGGAGAAGAUCAUGCUGGCCAUCAUCACCAAGAUGACCCUGACCCAGGUCUCCACCUGGUUCGCCAACGCCAGGAGGAGACUCAAGAAAGAGAACAAAAUGACCUGGUCGCCCAGGAAUAAAUGCACGGAUGACAAGAAAACUUAUGGAGACGAGGACGUUGAAAGUCCAAAUGAUAGAAGUCCGGAAGACAAACACAGUGAUGAUACCACAUGCAAAGAAGACAAAGAACUGCAGCUGAGUGACCUCGAUGACUUUGAUGGGAUUGAGACAGAAAGUGAUGAGUGUGAACUGAAAGGGCCAUUUCAGCAGAUGGACAGCACUCAGCUCAGGGUCUCCGAUUGCCCGAUUGACCAGUGCAAGAAGGUUUCUUUAAAGAUAGCCCUGCCAACACCGGCAGAUCGCCACUCAGAAAAGGUCAAGGACUGUCUCAAGCGAGUAAUGGCAAAUUCCGAGCAAGAUCUAAUGGCAGGCAGACAGAGGGGGUGUGAGUCGAAGCUUUGCUUCCCGCCACAACAGCAUAGUCAGCAGAUGCUGGACAACAAGCCUCGGAUCUGGUCCCUCGCUCAAACCGCAACUUCUUUGAGCCAAACUGAAUAUCCAUCUUGCAUGUUGAAAAGGCACCAACAGGCUCUCUCCUCUUCGUCUCCGCUGGCCUCUAUGCCCACCAGCGUGUUGGAUAGACAAGAUUCGCCAGUAACCACCCUAAGGAAUUGGGUAGAUGGGGUUUUCCACGACCCGCUACUCAGACAUAGCACUUUGAACCAGGCACUAACCAAUACCACCGUUUCCUGGGCUACCACCAAAGGUGUUAUCUUGGAUACAGAGGCAGUGGGACGUUCUUUGGGAACUCCUACAAACCUGAUUAAAGGACAGAUCACAGGCCUACCCCAACAUGAAACUACUAAGGACAUCGCAGCAUUUCCCAAAACAGGAAACAAAAUGUUUUGUUCGUAACAAAUCAGAUGGUAUGGAUUCUUUUCUCUGGAGCCUUGCUGAUUGAUGGGACUCAGAAGAGGCAAACUUUCACUUUAAGACGUUGUAUUCACUUCCCAGCGAUCUUUUAUGAGACUUUCUAUGUUUCACCACUCUUAAGCUUUUAACAAAAUAACUCCAGUUCUUUCAAGAGCUCUUUAACUGACUAGUGGCUAUGUAACUUAUUCAAAAGUCCAUGUUGGAAAGCACGUCUGAACUAUAGUAUAGACACAUCGGUAACGUUUACAACUCCAGAGUUUGCAGAAGUGGGUACCUUGGAUAGGAAUUCGCAGUCUGCUUGAAAGCAUGCAAAUACAAUGCCCCGAAAACAAAAUAUUUACGCUAAACAUCAAGCUCUGGCUAUGAAUCACAAGCAACACUUAUUAAAAGUUUACACCAUUGCACAAUACUUUGGCUUUAAAAAGAUUCGAGAAUAUAUGUUUAACAUAUGCGCACUGAAAUAAAUGUGCUCUUUUAGAGGUAA